Molecule: messenger RNA, 1026 nt
Organism: Enterobius vermicularis (human pinworm)
Lineage: Eukaryota; Metazoa; Nematoda; Chromadorea; Rhabditida; Oxyuridae
Source: the annotation of a GenBank genome assembly
AUGACUCAUUCAGCAGUGGUGCGAGCUCGUGGGACUUGUCCUGAUGUCAAAGGAGUAGACAGAUUCAAAUAUUUCCACAGUCCUAUAUUUGGUGGCGUUAAUAAAAAUGGCUUGAACAUUGAUAAAAAAAUGGCAACCCUUGAAUUACCACAACUAAAUGUUGACUUUUCUAAGCACUCGACUAGGUCUUCUAGUAACCCUAAUGUUCCGUCAGCUAGCGAUGACGAUUUAGAGAACGUUGUAUUUGGCAAUCGAUUGCAACCGUUGACAGUCAGUACGAGCUUACCACAACUCGGCAAUCCCGAAAAGAAAUUAAAAGUUUCAAAAUGUCGUGAAAAAAUUCUUGCAAAUUCUGUCCAACAACUUUCCAGUGAGGCAGUUAUUGGAAAGUCUUUGAUUCCGUUACCUUCAAACGUGAAACUGCCCGUAGCAAAAACAGCAGCAAAAUUUUUACCUAAUGUUUCCAGAACUGCUGCAUCUCGUCGACCUCCGAAACUCUGUCAAGCAAAAGUUAUUGACGGCAGUCUGACAAAAUUAAAUAAAUCAAAGGCAAAAAUUUUUUUGACUGAUUGUUCUAGCAAUACGAAAUUGUUAAAUGAAACCAGUUUGGAUUUUAAAUCUAUUGGUACCCAGACAGGUACACAGUCAUUUCUUGACGUUGGAACGACUGCAAGAUUAUGCAUGGAUUCUAAGGCCACCCAAACGUCGUUGAUUUCUGGUGUCUGCUCUGUAAAAAGCAUUUGUGAUAUAGAUCUUGAGCUGGAACGAAGGAACGAAUUGAUAACUGUGGUUGAAAAAGCACUAGAUGAAACCAUUGAUAAGCGUUCUCGCCUUCGAGUCAGCCAGUCUAUUGUAUCCAGUGCUCGUAAACAGGUAACUAUUUUAUUAUUAGAGACAAACAUCUCUUUAUUUGAAGUUUGGAAAGAUGCGAAAGAAUUUGUAACGACAAUUUUAUUGCCGAGAAGUAUACAAGAAGCAAAUUCGACAAAACGUCGAUCCAAGAGUAAUUUGUCAGCGCCUAGUUAA